GACACGGGGUUCGCUGAAAUGAAUGAGUGAGUUCAUUUCAUCUAUAAUAUUUUAGCAUGGCAUCCAACAGUCUACGAACCAAACUGAACGUCAUUACCGGAUGCUUUAUAUGUUUAGAAAAACUGAAAACACCGAGGUGCCUUCCUUGCUCACAUUUCUUUUGUAAUAGUUGUUUAAGUUCGUACAUCGUCAGUUCAUGUGAAUCGAAGGAAGCCCCGGUAGGAUUUUCAUGUCCAAUAUGUAGAGAAUUCAUUCCGUCUCCGGAUGUUUCUGAGAAGCCUGAAGAUUGGGCCCAAAGUUUUCCCAUCUGUGAUAUUGUAGACAAAUUUGAUAAGCUCAGAAAGGCUAAAUUUUGUGCACCUUGUAAAAGAGAAGAUGAAGACGAAACAGCGAAGAGUUUCUGCGUGGAUUGUCAGGAGUUAUUGUGCAGCAACUGUGUGAAGUACCACAAGAGAAGCUUAGCUAGCCGUGCGCAUGUCAUCAUCCCAGAAAGUGAACCUAAAGCAAUAUUCGUGAAAAUAAGCAGGGCUUUGAUGAAAGAUGAAUUUUGUCAGUAUCACCCCGAGAGGAAGAUAGAGUUAUACUGUAACGACCACAGGGAGGUUUGUUGUGGCCUCUGUGUCAGUAUCGAUCACAGAAAAUGUGUGAGUGUAGAGGCGAUACAUAAAGCCGCUGACAGAAUUAAAAACAGUGAUGAAGUUAGGAGCAUACUGAGUGAGAUGAAGAGUUAUGAAGACAAGUUGUUAGAACUGAGGGAGAAACAAGAGGAAAACGUCAUCGUUCUUGACGAUUCUUCAGAUGAUGUAAUAGAGAAGACAAAAGAACUAAGACAAGAGAUUAAUGAGCGUCUGGACAGAUUACAGAAUGAACAUCUCGGAGAACUGAGCGAGCUUACAAAGAGAGGCAAAGCGAAGCUGAACAAGAAAAUUGAUUCUAUAUCUGAAAGAGUUAAGUUUACAGAGCAUUGCAAGAAAAAACUUAAAGAUUUGGAGGAAGAAAGAAGCGUGUAUUAUAUGAAGGAAUUUCUGAGAGUCAAAAGAUGCUUUGAAAUACUAAGAAAGGAGGUAUUUGUUGAAUUAAAGGUAAAUAUUGAAUCGCAAAUGUCAAGAGAGCUUACUGAUAUGAAAAGAAUAGGACAAUUCUCUCGUCUUAGUCUUAGGGAGAAAAAAGUUUAUGGUGGACUCGCCAAUUUUAGACUCCUAUAUGAAUUCAAUAUACCGGAAGGCUAUUUAACAGGUGGAACUUUUCUUCCGGAUGGGACUUUUCUCUUCGCUAACUGUGUUUAUGGAACUGAGCAGCAACUCUUUAAGUAUUCUAUGACAAGCGAGGACUGGGAUUCUUUAGGUGAAAUUGAAAAAGUGGGAAGGUCAUUUGAUGUUCAGCAUGAUGGGAACGAAUAUUUUGUUACUUUACAAACAAAAAAAUGCAUUAGUGUUAUUUCCAGCGAUACGCUCACCGAAACCAGGCGUUUUUCAAUAGAAAAAGAGUACGCGCCUUAUGGUCUUGCUAUCGGUGGUGAUUUCCUCUACAUUGCUUGCCAGUCUGCCAUUCUGAAGUAUGACAAAGAAGGAAACUUUAUUCAUAAAUAUCCAGUGCAAGGUUGCAGUCUAUAUGCAACAGUGACAGACCGCGGCCAUAUUGUUUACAGUAGCGUGUCUAAUGAUACGGUAACCGCUAUGAAUGUCGAAGGCGAAAUAAUCUGGAAGUACACCAGUCCUGAUCUCUUAACUGCAAGAGGGGUGGAUCAGGAUGAAAGAGGCAAGAUUUACGUGGCAGGAUUUCAUAGUAAAAACGUACAUGUGUUGUCUGGAGACGGAACCUUCCUUGGAAUUAUUGAAGACAUUCCAUAUCCUAUUUUCAUGAAGGCUAAAAAAGGGAGCAACAUUUUCUGUGUCAGUAGUGAUUGGAAGUUUGUAAGAACUUACCAAAUGGAUACUGCAUAAUGAUUGGUCAAUGCGAAGAAUUUAAAAACUUACCAGAUAGAUUCUGCAUAAUGAUUGGUCAAUGGGAAGAAUAUCAGAGUCUGAGAAAUGGAUUCUAUAAAAUGAUUGGUCCAUGUGAAGAAUGCAAUGAAGAAUGCCUGCACUUUUGUGAAUGAUACAAUUAACGUAUAACAUGACUGCUGCGAAAUAGUGACUGGAUGCAGUAGCUUAUGUAAUAAUAUUUGACUUUCGAUGAAUUUCACUCAGGAAAAGGAGCUUUUUUUAAUAACACUUAAAUAAUCCUCAUCUAAAAGUACAUAUGUGUUGAUCUUCAUAUAAACUAAAUAGACACUCUUUUUUAAUAAAUGAAGACUAGACAUUCUUUUUUUAUCUUUAAGAAAGUAAUAGGCCCGUAUAAAACGCAAAGUAUGAAUGUGAAACAGGUUAAAAUUUUUUGUUAAUUGUGAGGAGUGUGGUAACCGUUUUAACCAUGA
Molecule: messenger RNA, 2416 nt
Organism: Saccostrea echinata
Lineage: Eukaryota; Metazoa; Mollusca; Bivalvia; Ostreida; Ostreidae
Product: tripartite motif-containing protein 2-like
Exons: 1
Coding region: 57-1943 (628 amino acids)
Molecular function (GO): zinc ion binding
Source: RefSeq, a predicted model, not a curated record